This is a messenger RNA of Haplochromis burtoni (Burton's mouthbrooder), 3441 nucleotides long. It is a transcript of the gene klf17, whose product is annotated as Kruppel-like factor 17. The record is from RefSeq and is a predicted model, not a curated record. Gene Ontology annotation, biological process: regulation of transcription by RNA polymerase II. Lineage: Eukaryota; Metazoa; Chordata; Actinopteri; Cichliformes; Cichlidae. Bases 128 to 1495 code for a protein of 455 amino acids. Gene Ontology annotation, molecular function: DNA-binding transcription factor activity, RNA polymerase II-specific; RNA polymerase II cis-regulatory region sequence-specific DNA binding. The transcript has 3 exons.
AUAAAAAGUCCAUCAGUCGGGCUGUUACUCAUAUCCUGAAUCCUGGUUUCACUCAGAGAGCACACGGACGCGGAGGACAGCAUCUGCAGGACUUUGGCGUUUUAAACUCUUUUUAAAAACGGUCAACAUGGCUGUGGCUGAAGCAGUGAUGCCUGCCUUAAUCUCGUUUCCGAGUCUCAAAGGACUGGAUAAUGUGGAUGAGGGUGUGCAGAACAGUGCAACAGGUGAUGCAAAUAACCCGCCGUGGGAAGUGGAGUUCAACAUGGUGCGUUCUCCUGCUUUACCCUCCAAAGAAGACGACGAACUGGGAAAGUUUUUGGAUCUCGAUUUUAUUUUGUCCAACACCAUCGGCCGCGAUGCUCUAAGCGACAGCGACGGCAAUGGGAACAUCCCACCAACGCAGCAGCAGCAGAACUGCAUGUAUUCUCUCCCGGAUUCGCCGGAAAGCUGCAGCGGUGGUUCUGUGACAGAGUGCAGCGAUCAUCCUCCCUCUCACCUGGGCUGCCACGGAACUGCAAACGUCGCAAAGUCGAGCCCAGCUCACAGUCUUAUGGUGGAGCUUCUCAGGCCUGAGAUAGGUUACCCGGCUGAUGCUUCACCGGACUGCGCGGGCAAGGAGAGAGAUGACCGCGAAUUCACCGAACUGCGAGCUUUGAAUUCAGCCUCAAUUCCAUCGGCUCCCCUUCACCGCCCAGCUGCCACCGCACCGAUCCCGCUUGGAUAUAAAAUCAAAACCGAGUCUGGGGGUCCAUCUUGCAUGAUGGCCGCCAGCGGUGAGAACUUUAUGGAACACGUUCACGGGAAAAACCUAAUGCAACCAGUAACCUUUACGCACCACCAGGCUGCAUUUCAUGGUGGGUUGCAGGCUCACGGCGCGCAUCCCAUGCAGCACGCUGCAUCCCACGGACAUACGGCACACUACCACUUAAACGCGCACAUGAGCUCUCACCAUCCCAGUAAUCAAAGCCAUCUCCAGGGUCAAUAUAUGAACGCGCCAUAUCACUCGAUUUACGCACACCAGGGUGUGCCAUCGUUUCAGGGACACUACAACGCGCAGAGAGAGCAGGUCCACGUUCACCAGCAGCAACAGCAGCAGCGUCCACUGUCGAUGCAGGGGAUGGUGCUCACUCCUCCCUCUUCUCCUUCUCCGGUUCUGCUCGAGUUUUACUCGCAGGAUGAGACCGGGUGCAUGAAGCAGAAACGAGCCCGCAGAUCGUGGGCUAGAAAACGCGCUGCCACGCACAACUGCGAGUUCCCCGGCUGUGGAAAGACCUACACAAAGAGCUCCCAUCUCAAAGCGCACAUGAGAACACACACAGGUGAGAAGCCCUACCACUGUAACUGGGAAGGAUGCGGCUGGAAGUUCGCCAGAUCAGACGAAUUGACCCGCCACUUCAGAAAGCACACCGGACACAGACCCUUCCAGUGCCACCUCUGCGAACGUGCCUUCUCCCGCUCAGACCACUUGGCUCUCCACAUGAAGAGGCACAUGUAGGCCACAGUUCUUCUGGACUCUUGCAUCCAUAAGAAUCCACCCCUCAGAAGAGGACCGACUUGGUUUCUCCCUGCUGGACUGUCCAAAAUCAGUGUAGCAUGAACUGUUUCCCCCCUGACAGACAGUUGCAGUUGUCCUCUUCCACUCCACUCUUAUUUUUUUUUUAUUGCCACUUGUAUAAUAUACUGCUAAAUUAAGUGCCUCUGGUGGUUACUGUACAUACAGAAUCUGUGCAUACAUGUAUAACACUGCCUAAAUUCUAGUUCAGUAGUAUUUAAGACACUUCCUCACACUGUCUCUAAAAUAAGUUAUUGCCGUGAGUGCCUUACCAGAAUUACAUAGGCCUAUCUGCUCAUCCUGAGCAGUUUUUGUAUUUUUGUAAUGUUUACAUCUUGUAUCUUUGAUACUAUAAUCAGUCAGGGUGGUAAUUACUUUUUUUUUUUUUUUGGUAUUCUGUUUUCUUAUCGUAGAUUGUAAACAUUUGCUACGCAUUGUAGACUGCUGUGGAUCUUUAUAGUCUGGUUCAGCAAAGAUUCAGGUACUAAAGAUUGUUUAUAGGAUCCCAAGAAACUGGUGCAGUGUGAAAUAUAUUAUUGUUUUUUAAUGAGAGUUUUUGGCAAAGUUGUCCCUGUGGUUUUGUUUUUUGUUAUGUUUUUAUGUUUGCUGUGAGAAAGAAUCCACUGCAACCAAUGGUCGAUUUGGUGAACUUGAAAAGUGUCAUUCUCCUAACAUGCAGUUGUUUUAAAUUGCGCUCAAGGGCUCCAAAAUAAAAGUUUGUUUACAAAUGCACCAAGUUUGUUAUUGUGCAUUUCUCACUCAUAUGUAAUCUCUCCAGAAGCAGGUUUGUCUGGUCAUGGUGUUUUAUCCUUCCUUCUGGCUCGUGUGUUCCCACAAUCCCAAGAACGGGCAAAAUAUUAGUAGGUGCAUGUGUUACUCUAGUCCAUGGUUGGAAAUGUAGGGGACAAAGUUUGUGCCUAACAUCCCAUCAAACAUUAACAAAAAAAUAAGACUCAAAGUGAAAUCUUACUGAAAUUGCUGGAUGUAGAAGCACCAGUAAGCUCUUGUUGCUUUACUUUACCUGCACAAAAUGUACUCAUUUAACUCUGCUUCACUUCCUGUCUCCUGGCUUCAAACCCCGCAGUUUAAAACCAUGGUUUACCCUUAAUGGCCAGGUGUUCCUCUAAUAACAGAACACAUCCAUGUAAUUGAACAAGGAUGUUGCUACCAUAUUUUUCAAGUUGAAAAAACUGAAAUGCUUUCAUUUAUUUUAUAUGCUUAGAUAUCCUGACAUGCUCUGUACUGAGACCUGAAAUCACAAAAUUUCUAACUACAAUAAAGCCACUUUUCAUAGAGGAUUAAUGACUCAAACAGCUUUGGAUCACUACUUAUGAAAGACUGCCAUCUAAUGUCAUUUCAUAUAAUAACAUUAUCUUUAACAGGGCGUUCAAUGUCUUAAACUAUCCUCUUGCAUGUAUGUAAUGUUCAACUGUCUAAUAUUUAUUUAGAGAUGGUGAAAUCUGGAAUCAGGAAUAUGUUCCACACUGCUUUGUGAUACAAUGACUUCUCUUUCCUUUGCGAUCACUGUUAUACUUAAGAAUCAGAAUAUUUUAAUCCCAGAGGAAAAUUAUGUUUAGAAACGACUUUAGAGUCAUUUGAAAAGAUAUGAAGAGAACCCAGAGUAAAUCAUGAGACAGAAAUUCAGCCAGGACAGUCACAGCACUGUGCUUCUGCCAAGAGGAAACUUGAUAUACAACAGUAUGCUCAACGUGUUCAAUUUACAACCAACAUUCAAAUGGACCACUAAUUAGCCUGGGAGCAAUAAAGGACCAAACGGUCAAAGAGGACUGCUUUGUUGUUCAACCUCAGUUUCAUUGAUCAAUUAACUGUGUGAAAACACUGGGGACUGGGGUCCUGCUUCUGUCUGCCCUGGAACAUGUAGAGAAACC